Molecule: messenger RNA, 1862 nt
Organism: Folsomia candida
Lineage: Eukaryota; Metazoa; Arthropoda; Collembola; Entomobryomorpha; Isotomidae
Product: farnesyl pyrophosphate synthase
Exons: 6
Coding region: 593-1771 (392 amino acids)
Biological process (GO): trans, trans-farnesyl diphosphate biosynthetic process
Cellular component (GO): cytoplasm
Molecular function (GO): (2E,6E)-farnesyl diphosphate synthase activity; dimethylallyltranstransferase activity
Source: RefSeq, a predicted model, not a curated record
GGCAUCAAGAUCUGUUAUUAUCAACCUCGCAAGCUCCCCUCCUUAGUAUAACCCUCUUACACAAUUAGUUCGUUAUCUCUUAUAUGUACACUCUUAAAAAUAAUGUUACCCUUUUGAAAAAUAAGUACACUUUAAUUUUAUAUAAAAUAAACUAUCCUAAUUCCAGAGUAAGGUUUUCUUUUGAUCAAGUUAACAUUUCAGCUUUUCCAAAGGGUAAUAUUAUUUUUAAGAGUGAAGGUAUAUAUAAUUCAUCGUAUUUUGUAUACCUAGACACGCGUGAACGUAACCGGUCACACGGACCCGGGGAUCACAUGAGCUCUCAAUUUGUGCGACGCUAAGCAAGGUCAAAGCUGUUGUUAGACAACAAUCAGUAAAUUUUUCUUGGGAACAAAUUCACGCUCGUGUAACUUUUUAUGUAAAUAGAUCAAAUUUCCUUGCUAUAAAAUAAACCGACUCGAACAUGGACUCGAUCAAUUGUUAAGCUACCUACGUACAUACCGGGCUUAACAUAAUUUAGCAAUUUACUUAAAAAAGAAGACAGAGAAAAUAUAUUUCUUGAAAAUAUAAAACAUCUUACAAAUUUCGGACCACCAUGUACAAAAUACUUAUACAACUUACGUACCGAAUGGUACCGGCUUUGGCCACGAUACUCGACAUUUUUGAUACACUACUGUCAAAAAUUAUAGGGACGUCAUCGCCCGUAACGAAAAGAAUCGAAAAUAAUUUUAAAAGAAUCCUAACCACUGAACUGUUUACCCCGGAAGGUGAAACCUUGUUCCGUCCAACCUUUCAAAAAUUGAAGCUAGAUUUGAACCAGGUUUGCGAAAAAUGGGACCUUGUCGAAUCAAUUGAUUGGUUCGAGAACGUUUUAGAUUAUAAUGUUCCACAUGGAAAAUUGCAGAGGGGACUUCUGCUCGUAAAUACGUUCAAAGCAUUGGCCAACAAUCCUACUGAGGAACAAAUUCAUUGUUCUCGCGUUCUCGGAUGGUGUGGCGAGUUGUUGCAAUCUUGCUCUCUUGUGGCGGAUGAUAUGAUGGAUUCUUCCCCCCUGAGGAGGGGACGCCCCUCCUGGUACAAGGUUGACUCUGUAGGAAUGAACGCCAUAAAUGACGCCUUUUACCUGGAGUCCAGUGUUUAUUACCUGCUCAAAAAAUAUUUCGGGGGGACCCCAGUUUACACCGAUUUAGUCGACGCAUUCCAUGAGACUACAUUGAAAACGAUUUUUGGGCAGAAUCUUGACGUUAUGGCGAGCAAAAAGAAAUUAGAGGACAGGUUCAAGAUGGAAAGUUUUUCAAGAAUCGCAAAGUACAAGACGAGCUACUACACUUUUGUGAUGCCCCUUCGACUCGGAGCUAUACUCGCGGGUUUGAAGGAUUCCAAGCUUUACGGAAAGAUUGAAACUAUUGGGCUCCUGUUGGGCAACAUUUUUCAGGCACAAGAUGAUUUUCUGGACGUUUAUGGCGACCCAGCUAAGACCGGAAAGAAGGGAACCGACAUUUCCGAGGGGAAAUGCACGUGGCUAAUUUGCAAAGCCAUGGAACUAGCGGACCACGAUCAGCGUGCCAUUCUUGAACAAAAUUACGGGAAACAGGACGAUGAAAGUGUGCUCAUCGUGAAGUCAAUAUUUCAAGAGUUGCAAAUUGACGAACGUUUCCGUCAAUAUCGAAGUGAAUCGAUGGACAAAAUAAGGGCACAAAUAUCAUCCAUUAAUGGACGCAAUAUAAGAUUGCAAGCAAUCUUGAAGCUUUUAGUGGAAAGACUGGCAAUUUAGAGUUCUAACUUUAAUGCACAAUUUUCAAUAUUGCAAUGUUUUAGAUACAAGAAUUUUAAGAAAAUGCGGAGAAAAUUUAGUUGCUAAAAAU